AUGAUAAUAACUCAUAAAUGCAUUUUAUUUUCUGAAGGUGGCGAAGAACAUGAGCAAAACCGUCCCAACAGCGGCAACAGCUGUGACAAAGGCGAUGAAAUUGAAGAUUUGAGCGCAGUUGAGCUCGAAGAAAUACGCUCCUUCAUACGGGAGCAAAAAAAGAAGAAAAUCGCCGCAGAAGCCCGGCGCAAACGCUCGCUUACGACUACAUCCAGCUCAGGAAAAUCGGGAGGUUGUCCUCCUCCUGUUCCAAAGAAGAUAAAGGCGCCAAAUAAAAAGAAAGAUGCUGACGAAAAGUGGCUAAACGUAAUGUAUAAUGAAGAAGAGGAAGAUGAAUCUGAUGAACCAGAAAAAGAUGAAAUAAUAGAAUUAGGAAAGGACGAAGAUGAAUAUAAGCAACUACGCCAUGAGCGUGAAGAGAAAAAACGUAAGUAUUGUUUAGGCCUCAUUAAAUUUAAAUUUAGGAUAUUACAACACUAUACCGCAACAACUGUUAAUUCAAUCAGAUUUGCUUAAAAAUCCCAGAAAAGGGAUAUUUGUCCACCAGUGUAAUACCUGUAAGGAACAACAAAUGCAGAGAGAAGAAUAUCUCUUCAAGGGUGGAGCAAACGGGAUAUUUGUGCUCACGAUAGAACUAUGUGGUGAUGAUCUGGAUAAAAAUAUUUCUCUCGCGGACUUUUAUGGGCAAAGCUGGGGUAGGAAAUAAAAAUAUAUUCAUUUUAUAAAAAUUUAAGGAGAGAGCGCUGUCGAAAAAAAAGAGGAAAACGAGGCGGGGCACU
Molecule: messenger RNA, 779 nt
Organism: Meloidogyne enterolobii
Lineage: Eukaryota; Metazoa; Nematoda; Chromadorea; Rhabditida; Meloidogynidae
Source: the annotation of a GenBank genome assembly